UUUGCAAGCUAUUUCGAUCUCGUUUCAUGUCGAUCUAUUUCUAGUCAAGUUAACUCUUUUCUUUUAGGGGUUUUUUUUUUUUUUGUCUCGAGAAUAAUCAAAACUGAUUGACAUAGAAGAAAAUGGCGUUUGCUAGAGCAGUGAGAAGACCAAUUGGAGUCUUUUAUUAUAGUGUUAGUGGUAGAUUUAGUUCUGGAAAUGAUUAUUCUACUGUGGCAAGCAAAUUGGAAACUUUGUCUCAGUACAAAAGCUCUGUAUCGUCUGGUUACACAAGCCCUGUUCGUGGGUUUGGGAGUUUCAUAAGGAGUUUUAGUUCGGAGGCUCCUGCUGUAUCUGACCAGAUGAGUCUUAUUAAGCAACUUAGGGAAAGAACUAGUGCUCCUAUUAAAGAUGUUAAGGCUUCUUUAGUUGAAUGUAAUUGGGACCUUGAGGCUGCUCAGAAGGAUUUGAGAAAGAGAGGGAAAGUUUUGGCUUCGAAAAAGUCGUCACGGACUGCUGCAGAGGGAAUGCUUGCUGUUGCUCAAAAUGAGGGGAAAGUUGUUGUUAUUGAACUUAAUUGUGAGACAGACUUUGUUGCUAGGAAUGAGAUUUUCCAGUACUUGGCUUUAGCUAUGGCAAAACAUGCUUUACUGGUUGAAAAUAGUUCUCAACAAGUUUCUGGUGUCUUACCCUUUGGGCCUGAGCUUUUUGAGGAGUUUAAGCUCAAUCUCGAUCAUCCAAAAGUGAAUGGUGAAACAACAGUUUCAAACGCUGUUACAGAAGUAGCUGCGAUAAUGGGAGAGAAUGUAAAAUUUAGGAGAGGUUUCUUGAUGUCAAAAUCUUCAGCAGGCGUCCUUUCUGCAUAUCUUCACACAAGUCCUCAACCAGGGCUGGGUCGUAUAGCUGGGAUUGUAUCUCUGGAAGUAGAAGGUGAAAAUACUCAACUAGAGGCCAUUCAGCGUGUAGGCUCAGAACUGGCUAUGCAGGUUGUAGCAGCAAAGCCUUUGUUUCUAAGCAAAGACCUUGUUUCUUCAGAAGCAAUAGCAAAUGAACGCGAGAUUCUAAAGUCUCAGGCAGAAAGUACAGGCAAGAAUCAGAUGGCAAUAGAGAAGAUUGUGGAAGGGCGUCUCCGUAAGUAUUUUGAAGAAGUUGCUCUAAUGGAGCAAAAGUUUAUCCUGAAUGAUGCUAUAAACAUUAAGACACUGGUGGAUAAUUUGUCCAAGGAGGUGGGUUCUCCAGUGAAGGUUACCAAUUUUCUGAGAGUCGAGGUUGGGGAAGGAAUCGAAAGGCUUGAAGCAUCUGAUGAACCUGUUGCUCAAACUGCUUGAAGAUAAUGAACCAAGGCCAUGGUGUUAGAUUUACAGACCUCUUUCUUUCUUUGGUUCCUUAGAGUUCAUGGGUUCAAUGCCCGUCUUGAGAUUAUAGAAUCUUUUCCCAUAAUUUUGUUUGUCACACAAUAUGGCAAUAAGAAGAUCAAUCUUGUGAUUGUGCCUUAGAGUUCAUGGCUUCAAACACCAUGUUUGUGUUCUCCUACUUAGAUAGUGAGGUCUUGUCUCCUCGUGACUGCGGGUGAACGAUGCAAAGGACAUUUUGAACC
Arabidopsis lyrata subsp. lyrata is the source of this 1576-nucleotide messenger RNA. Its product is annotated as elongation factor Ts, mitochondrial. The transcript is spliced from 9 exons. Gene Ontology annotation, molecular function: translation elongation factor activity; protein binding. The record is from RefSeq and is a predicted model, not a curated record. The coding region runs from base 123 to 1307 and encodes 394 amino acids. Lineage: Eukaryota; Viridiplantae; Streptophyta; Magnoliopsida; Brassicales; Brassicaceae. Gene Ontology annotation, biological process: mitochondrial translational elongation. Gene Ontology annotation, cellular component: mitochondrial matrix.